CUCAUCGCCCACCACCAAAACAAUCCAAUCCAAUCCCACCGUAGAGAGGGGAGAAGCGCGGAGGAUGUCGGGCCGCGGCAAGGGAGGCAAGGGGCUGGGCAAGGGCGGCGCGAAGCGCCACCGGAAGGUGCUCCGCGACAACAUCCAGGGCAUCACCAAGCCGGCGAUCCGGCGGCUGGCGCGCAGGGGCGGCGUGAAGCGCAUCUCGGGGCUCAUCUACGAGGAGACCCGCGGCGUGCUCAAGAUCUUCCUCGAGAACGUCAUCCGCGACGCCGUCACCUACACCGAGCACGCCCGCCGCAAGACCGUCACCGCCAUGGACGUCGUCUACGCGCUCAAGCGCCAGGGCCGCACCCUCUACGGCUUCGGAGGCUAGGCCGAGGGUUCAUCGAUCCAGCUCGCGACGCCGCCGUCCGACCGAGAGUAGUAGUGCUAUCUAUCUAGUUGCUGUCUAGGGUUCGUGGUUCUCCGUGCAAGAGCAGUGGUAUCUCCUUGGUGUUUGCUCCCGUCUUGUGAGCUGAUGUUGCUGUUGUAGAGAUGUACUGGAAGAAGUUUGGAAUGGAAAUUGCAGCAGUUUAUCCCUGAAA
Aegilops tauschii subsp. strangulata is the source of this 587-nucleotide messenger RNA. RefSeq names its product histone H4. Lineage: Eukaryota; Viridiplantae; Streptophyta; Magnoliopsida; Poales; Poaceae. Gene Ontology annotation, molecular function: structural constituent of chromatin; DNA binding; protein heterodimerization activity. The record is from RefSeq and is a predicted model, not a curated record. Gene Ontology annotation, cellular component: nucleosome.